AUGCCUCCUAAAUCGAGAAAGGCGUUAAAAAUCGAAGAAUUCGAGCCAGACGAAGACAUAUUAGAAACCACAUGCAAAUGGCAAUUGUGGAGACGAAGACUCGAGAUUCAAAUGAAAUAUUUCUACAUUGUAAAGCCAGACGAUAUGAAAGCAGCGUUGUUAGUUCAUGGUGGCGACAAAAUCCUUUCGAUAGAUGAGAACGGAGCUGAACCAGAAGGCGACUUGGACGAAUACAAGAAGCUUAUAGCGAAAAUUGAGCAUGUAUACGUGGCGAAAAACACGAGAUUGCACGCGAGGUUUAGAUUUAACAAAGCCGUUCGACGAUCGAAUCAAUCUAUUGCUCAAUACGAACUCGAACUUCGACGACUCGCUAAAGAGUGUGACUUUCACGGAUACGACGAAGAAAUGAUUUUAGACCGUUUGAUAUUAACGUGCAAAGACGAAAGCCUUCAAGCGAAAGCGUUGGAAAACAACUGGACACUCGAAGACUUCUUAAAGUAUGCGACUACAAAGCAAGACGUCGAAGCACAAAGAAACGAAAUGAAAAUGGAAAUUAAGAAAGAUUUCGAAAUACGAAGAGUAGCUAAUAAAAGAUUCUCGAGAGGAAAAUCGCAAAAGCUGUACUCGUUUAGAAAUCGCGAAAACCCGAGAAAACCCGUCAGCGACGUGAAAGAUAACAAAACCUGCAGACAAAUCACAUUCUACAUGCCCAGCUGCCGAAAAAGAAUGUUUCAAUUGUCGAAAGAUUGGUAAUUUCCGUGCACAGUGUUUCUCAAGAAAACCCGACAGCAGAUCGAAGCAAGUAAAAGCUGCUGGCUUGCAUGGUGGUUCUGUGAUGAAUGAUUUCCAACAAGAUUCUCUGUCGACUCUUCUGAUUCCGAUCCUGAGUUUUACAAAUGUGUGAGCGAGAAAUUGGGCAUACGGGCAGUAAAAGGACAAAAUACUAGCAACAUUUUGUUACCUGUUUACAUCUGUGGAACCAAGAUUAUCGUUGAUCCAGAUACCGGCGCUGAUGUCGACCUAAUCUCAGUUAAAGAUUUCAAGAAAAUUCAUGAAGCAAAUCCUGAGAUCAAGAAACAAAUAAAGAAACCAAAACAGAAGAUCUACGCCCUGAAUGGCGAAGAGCUGGAAGUUAUAGCUACAAUUAAAGAUGCAAAGUUGUCAAACAAGAACGCAGAAACACUCACUGAUCUCUACGUUAUUGAGGACGGUAUUCAUAAAUUCCCAUUAUUAUCAGAAAGAACACUGAUGAAUCUUGGUAUGAUUAAAUACAGCGCUGAGGGAGAGUUUGUGAAGAAAGUUGACGCGAGAAAGUGCGAUGACAAAGAAGGAAAGUGUACACCUGAUGAUAUAGUACCACAGGAAGAGCUCAGAAAGAUCCUGCAGAAACAUAAGAAGAUGUUCCAAGGUAUAGGGACAUUAAAGAAUCCUGAAACAGGAGAGCCAAUCCUCACUCAUAUCGAGAUGAAUGCCGAUGCAAAACCAGUCAUACAACCUCCAAGACCUGUCCCACACCAUCUCGAAGAAAGAACCAAGAAGAAAUUGGAUUACUUUGUUCAAGAAGGGAUAAUGACUUGGACUAAACCAGGAGAACCGAUUUCAUAUGCCAGUCCACUUGUCAUCACACCAAAAGGAGACGAUGAUGUUCGCAUCACUGCAGACUUCCGAGUGGCAAACAAAGGAGCAUCGAGAACCCGCAUCGUACCUGGUCUACGAGUAGACGAAUUGUCGGCAACGUUUGGAGACUGCAAAGUGUUUUCACAUCUUGAUAUGAACAAUGGCUAUCACCAAAUGAAAGUUGACGAGGAUUCCAAGAAAUACCUAGUAGUGACCACGCCCUGGGGAAAUUUGAAGCACGAAACGCCUGCACAGGGAUGGAUAACCAGCCAAGAUGAAUUCGACAGACGAAUAAAUGAGAUUCUAGCGGGAAUUCCUCACGUAAAGAGUAAUCGAGACGACUGUCUAAUUGGUGGGAAAGAUCGAAACGAGCAAAACAGAACACUUGACCUAGUCCUAACACGUCUGCAAGACCAUGGAUUAACAUUAAGAUUGGAGAAAUGUGAAUUUGGAAAGGAGGAAGUCGAGUUCUAUGGUGUCAGAUUUACGGGAGAAGGAAUCAAACCAUCGAAGGCGAAAGUGAAAGCGUUGCAAGAAUGUGAAGAGCCCAGUUCAAAAGAAGGAGUAAGAAGCUUUCUGCAGAUGGUGGGAUAUAUGUCUCGAUUUAUCUGGUGAUAAAUCGAGACAUAUAUCCCACCAUCUGCAGAAAGCUUCUUACUCCUUCUUUUGAACUGGGCUCUCCACAUUGAUUGCCGCACCGCUGCGACAGCUAACGAAGUCAACCUCAACCUUCCAUUGGGGACCUAUAGAACAGGAAGCUUUCGAUAGCUUGAAGAACAGUUUGACGGAGCAAACAACCCUUUCCUACUUUGUUCCCGAAAGACCGAUAAGAAUAUACGUAGAUGCUGGAAAGAAAACAGAGAAAUCGAGCAACGUUCGUGGAGGACUAUGCGCUAUUUUAUGCCAGAAAGGUGACGACGGACAGUGGAAAAUGUGUCACAUAGCCAACCGUGCCCUGACUGACGUUGAGACAAGAUACGGACAGACUGAGUUAGAAGCAGCUGCGAUCAAGUUUGCUUGUGCUGACGCCCUUUAUAAAUACUUGGUUGGAGCGCCAAAGUACAUCUCUUCAACAAUCCAACCUCAAGAGCACCACUGCGUAUCGAGCGACAAAUUCUCGCCAUUCAAGGUUUAGACUAUGUGGUCAAGUAUCAGAAAGGAGCUGAGAACAUUGCGGAUUAUGGAUCAAGACACCUGACGAGGAGAUAUGAUGAUGUUCCCAUGGUGAAGUCCGUGAACGAGUUAGAAGAAGGAUUACGAACUUUUGUCUCUGAAGACAACGAGUACCUUUCCAGAAUGGCAAAAGACGACAAUGAUUACCAAUUCCUAAAAGAAGUAAUUCAAAGAAACCUCUGGAAGAAACAUGGAAAAGAUCCAAGAGUUUCAAGAUUCCUCGGAGUUGCGUCCGACUUAUCUGUUGUUGGAGAAAUCAUCCUGUGUAAGGACAAAGUAAUUCCGCCUUUGAGCAGUCGAAGAAGAUUUGUCGAGAAAGCACACAAGAUUGGGCACUCGGGAGAGACCCGCACGCUGAAACUUCUUCAAGAAAAGAUUUGGUUUCCUGGAAUUGCUAAACUAUGUAAAGAAGCUGUACAGAAUUGCCAAAGCUGUCAAGUCACUCAUGAUCGAACCUAUGACGAGCCUCUUCAAUCAACAUCAUUGCCACCAGGUCCUUGGCAUACAAUCUCUGUGGAUUUCAAGGGACCGUUCAAAGAUGGAACUUACGCCCUGGUCGGAUAUGAUCUUUACAGCCGUUAUCCUGUU
Messenger RNA from Paramuricea clavata, 3378 nucleotides. Lineage: Eukaryota; Metazoa; Cnidaria; Anthozoa; Malacalcyonacea; Plexauridae. The record is from the annotation of a GenBank genome assembly.